This is a messenger RNA of Coregonus clupeaformis (lake whitefish), 1403 nucleotides long. Its product is annotated as putative potassium channel regulatory protein. The transcript is spliced from 3 exons. Gene Ontology annotation, biological process: protein homooligomerization; negative regulation of delayed rectifier potassium channel activity. The coding region runs from base 219 to 1055 and encodes 278 amino acids. Gene Ontology annotation, molecular function: protein binding. Gene Ontology annotation, cellular component: endoplasmic reticulum. Lineage: Eukaryota; Metazoa; Chordata; Actinopteri; Salmoniformes; Salmonidae. The record is from RefSeq and is a predicted model, not a curated record.
AAAUUGCUGCAAUAUAUCAGUUGUUUUUUAGUCUCCAAUGUAGAUAUUGUACAUUGCUACCAAACGACUUGCUAAUCAACUAUGCUAUGGCUGGCUACCUUACACUGAUUGCUUGCUGUUGUUGACAGUUGGUGUUGCCAGGAUAUGUUCACUGAAUACCACUCCUGUCCUCCGACCCAUUCUAGUCUACAAUGAUUUAAACUGUCAGUCAUCUAAACAUGAGUGCCCAGGACUUAAUAACAUUCAAUAUUGGAGGUAAAAAAUUCACCACUACUCUGUCAACUCUCAGAAGACACCAAGACUCAAGAAUAGCUAGGAUCCUCGACGGCAAAGACACAGAUUUUAAAGUUAUCAGUGGGCAAGUUUUUGUAGAUAGAGAUUGGACUUUCUUUAAAUACAUCCUGGAUUAUAUGAGGACAGAUCAAAUCACCCUGCCAGCAGAAUUCUCUGACUACAAUGGCUUGGCUCAAGAGGCACAGUUCUAUGGUUUGUAUCCAUUGGCACUUUGGGUUGAGAGGAACAUCCAUCGAUCCAGAGUUGAGGUUCUAGAAUUGCGCUUCUCUGUCCAGGAAACUCACGGAUUCUUCCGAAUAUUCUGCUCCAACAACAAAACUCUGGAGGCUUUGGCCACAAAGAUAUCAAUUUUCGUGGAACAUCCUAAUCUGCAUGGGAAUUUUCCACACCUGCCUCAGAACUCCAACACACCUCGUCCUGUACCGGUCCAGAGACCCUCUCACCACGACCUGGUGUUCCACUGUGGGACUGACCAACUAGCCAGGGACGACUUCUCUGCCAGGUUUGUAACUAUUGAGCCGGACGACAGAAAGCUUCUCAACAGCACCAACGUCCUGGGCCUGCUGGUAGACACCCUUCUGAAGGAUGGGUUCCGCCUGAUAGGCACAAGGACAGUUUCCCCAGAGGAGAAGAUUGAAUGCUACAUGUUUGAAAGAAGUAGGAAUACCCAGAUCGUUGUACUGAGUGAAACCAACAGGGCAGAACAUCUCAGAAGAGAGGACACACAGAGCAAGCUUGGUGAAGGAAAGACAAAUAAGUGAACUCAAAAGUGUCAGGGUGCAUCUCAAAAGUCUGAAGUAGUUCUCUUUCCAUGUCCAGUUCUGUAAUAUCAGUGGACUUCAGACUAUUGUCUGGGUUGACCAGGAGAUGGCGACAAAGGAUAAUAAUAUUGAGGGCCAUAAUGUCAAUAUCUUUCACCUCACUGUUAGUCUCUAUUCAUACAGUAUAUUGUAUUUGACAUAUCAAUUUGCUGUGUCCUAAAGUAUAUUUCCAAAAGUACAAUUUUCAAAAUGUAAAUAGAUUUGAGAAUUUAUUUGAUCAACAAUACAAAUAAAAACAUAAAUAAAAUAAAAAUAAACAUGUUGUUUAAUUCAGCCAGGUAGCCCAUA